Messenger RNA from Momordica charantia (bitter melon), 507 nucleotides. RefSeq lists its product as uncharacterized. The record is from RefSeq and is a predicted model, not a curated record. Lineage: Eukaryota; Viridiplantae; Streptophyta; Magnoliopsida; Cucurbitales; Cucurbitaceae.
AUGGACCAUCAGUUGAGGAUUAAGGAGAAUGAUCGCUUUUCAGCUCAAGCUACCAGCAUGUCUCACUUGAGCAAUGUCAACAGGCUUAUCAAGGAUAAACUCACAGCGGACCAACUUGAUAUGUUUCGUAGAAGAACAAUAUUUGGUCGAUUUGUCGACUUGGAGAUGAUGUUCUGCAGUGGUGUAGUUCAUCACUUUCUGUCAAGGGAGGUUGUUGGGAGCAGUGACGACAGCAUGAGUUUCUUAAUUGGUGGCAACGUGUUGACAUUCUCGAAGGAUCAAUUCAUGCUUAUAACGGGAUUGUGGCGGCUGCCUGAGUUUGUGGAGGUUUACAAGCAGACUGAUUUUGAGGACGACGAGGACGCCGUUAAAGUGACAUUAAUUUUGUACACGGAGCUUGUGAUGAUGGUAAAGAGCAAGAGCAAGUCGAAGGUUGACAUCGACUUGUACAACCAAGUCGAUGACUUGAACUACUUCAACCAUUUGGACUGGGGUUCUGAUGUCUGA